UCGAUAAUGUUCAAUCGUCUGCUCGGUUGGCCAUUUAAUGAAAUCGAGCAGGCGAAAUUCUAUAUCGAAGAGGACGAAGCAAUCACCGACAAAGUCGACAAAGGAUACCCGAAGAUUCUGAACAAUUGGCUGAAAAAACUCCUGGAAGAGACACAGGACAGCACGGUGUCUGCUACAGAAAAUUUAAUCAAAUCAACUCAAAUACAAAUUACCUCUGAGAUAGCCGACUCCGGGUUCUUCGAAAACAUGCAUCAGGCUAACCAGGAGGAGCUCUCAGGAAAAAUUGUAACGGAAGGAUCGACCUCCAUACCGACGAAUUUAUUACAAAAUAAAACGACAAUGUUGGGACUGGACAAAAUUCCGAUAGACCAGGUCCAGAUGAGCUACGAGGAAAUAACAACUCUAUACAAUGACGAUGAGUAUGAAGAUGAUGGAAUCGCUUCUACUAUGAUUAGUGGCACCACCGAAGUAGUAACUGAUACAACCUACCACGAUUUAAUUUUAAAACACACCAUGGAAGACACGCUGUUUAAUAAUUGUUGUAAGCUUCUUAUUAUAUUGGUUGUUAUUUUGAUUGUGUUAUUGGUCACAGCUGGAGUGUUUCUGUUUUACAAGAAAAUUAAAGAUGGUAAAGAAAGAUUCAGUACAUCAGGUUUCCAAAAUGAGGGAAAACAAAACCAAAAAAGCAAAUGAAAAUAAGAACAAUACGGUUUAUAUUUAAAUAAACAGCAUGUU
This is a messenger RNA of Phyllotreta striolata, 735 nucleotides long. NCBI's taxonomy places the organism in Eukaryota, Metazoa, Arthropoda, Insecta, Coleoptera, Chrysomelidae. The record is from the annotation of a GenBank genome assembly.